ACAAGGAGACAUCUGUAACCAGAUGAGGAGACACCUCUGAGGAGACAAGGGCGCAGACGAGGAAACAGGACGCAGCCUGGCCUCAGUCCAGUUGUGUUUAUGGUUUGAACUUUGACCCAGUGCGUGAAGAGGAUCCUCACCUGAAGGAUAUAGGAAAGGAGACAAGGAGCUAGGAGGCACUGUGCGAUGAGAGAUGGCGCCGGUGCUGCCCCCUAUUGGCGCAGAGCUGUUCAGACCUUUCACUUUAGAGUCUCUGCAGAAAAUACAAGAGAAGUACGAAGAAGAAGAGAAACUCGCCCAGAAACGCAAAGAAAACAACAUUGAGCUUUCAGAGGAUGACCUUCCCAAACCUGCGUCUGACCUUGAGGCAGGAAAACCCCUGCCCUUCAUCUAUGGAGACCCUGCACCGGAGUUUUUCAAUACGCCUUUGGAGGAUCUGGACCCGUUCUACCAAUCACAGAAGACUUUCAUAGUUUUGGGCAAAGGAAACGUUAUCUAUCGCUUCAACGCGGAGCCGGCCUGUUACCUGCUCUCCCCCUUCAGCCGCCUGCGGCUCCUCGCGAUCCGGAUCCUCAUCCAUUCAGUCUUCAGUCUCUUUAUCAUGGUGACGAUACUGACCAACUGUGUGUUCAUGACGAUGAGUGACCCGCCGCCCUGGAGCAAGACCGUGGAGUACGUGUUCACAGGGAUCUACACGUUCGAGGCUCUGGUCAAAGUCUUCUCCAGAGGCUUCUGUGUGGGAGACUUCACCUUCCUCCGAGACCCCUGGAACUGGCUGGACUUCAUGGUCAUUUCUAUGGCGUACCUGACCGAGUUUGUGGAUCUGGGAAAUGUGUCAGCGCUCAGGACUUUCAGGGUCCUUCGUGCUCUUAAGACCAUCACUGUGAUCCCAGGUCUGAAGACCAUCGUGGCGGCUCUGAUCCAGUCUGUGAAGAAACUGUCUGAUGUGAUGAUCCUCACCGUCUUCUGCCUCAGUGUCUUUGCUCUUAUUGGACUUCAGCUGUUUAUGGGAAACCUGCGGCAGAAGUGUGUCCUGGCCACGCCCCUCAACGCCACCACCGCCACCACCUCCAACGCCACUGACCUUGAGCAAAACAGCACUCACACCAUCCACGACUUUGACUACUACGAAUACAUCAAUAAUCCAGAAAACUACUACUUUUUGGAAGGACAGAAGGAUCCUCUUCUUUGUGGGAACAGCUCAGAUGCUGGAGUUUGUCCUGACGGCUACGUGUGUCUCAAAGCCGGACCAAACCCAAACUACGGCUACACCAGCUACGACACCUUUGCCUGGGCUUUCCUCGCUCUCUUCAGGCUCAUGACACAAGACUUCUGGGAAAACCUCUUCCAGCUGACCCUGAGAGCAGCGGGUAAAACUUACAUGCUGUUCUUCGUGGUGGUGAUCUUCUUGGGGUCUUUUUACCUCAUAAACCUGAUCCUGGCUGUGGUGGCGAUGGCGUACGCUGAGCAGAACCAGGCCUCCAUCGAUGAGCAGCUCCACAAGGACCAGGAGUACCAACAGAUCCUCGAGGCCCUGAAGGCCCGAGAGGAGGAGCAAGCUGCUCUGAAGAAGAACGACCCAGAGUACCAGGACCAGGCGCCUCUUGCAGAACCGGAGGAGGAACGACCCUGUCCGCCAUGUUGGUACUGGCUCUCGUCUCGGUUCCUGGUGUGGGACUGUGCGUGCUGGCGCCCCCUGCAGAGGGUGAUGUACCUGAUUGUCAUGGAUCCCUUUGUGGACCUGGGCAUCACCAUCUGCAUCGUCCUCAACACUGUGUUCAUGGCCAUGGAGCACUACCCCAUGUCUGAAGACUUUGAACAUCUGCUGACUGUCGGAAACCUGGUUUUCACUGGGAUCUUCACAGCUGAGAUGGUGCUGAAGCUCCUGGCUCUGGAUCCAUAUCAUUACUUCCAGGUGGGCUGGAACAUCUUUGACUUCCUCAUCGUCUCCAUGAGCCUCGUGGAGCUGGGAUUGGCCAAUGUCCAGGGCCUGUCUGUGCUGCGCUCCUUCAGACUGAUGCGAGUGUUUAAGCUGGCAAAGUCCUGGCCCACUCUGAACAUGCUCAUUAAAAUCAUUGGGAAUUCUGUGGGUGCCCUCGGGAAUCUAACCCUUGUCCUGGCCAUCAUCGUCUUCAUCUUCGCGGUGGUGGGGAUGCAGCUCUUCGGACGCAGCUACGGCGAGUGCGUGUGCCGGAUCUCCGACGAUUGCGAGCUCCCACGUUGGCACAUGACCGACUUCUUUCACUCGUUCCUCAUCAUCUUCAGGGUUCUGUGUGGAGAAUGGAUCGAGACCAUGUGGGACUGUAUGGAAGUGUCUGGGCAGGCCAUGUGUCUCAUUGUCUUCAUGAUGGUCAUGGUCAUCGGGAAUCUGGUGGUCUUGAAUUUGUUCCUGGCCCUCCUGCUCUCCUCCUUCAGUGGAGACAACCUCUCAGCUACAGAGGACGACUCCGAGAACAACCUUCAGAUUGCCGUGAACCGGAUCCAAACAGGAAUUGACUGGACUAAGACCAAAGUCCGAGACCUGGUCAUGAGGCACUGUGCCCAGAGACAAAAAACUGAUACAGGUGCAGCUGAGAUCAACCAAUCAGAUGAGACAAAGAGUGAGGGGGAGGAGCUUGUGGCACUGACCCCUGUGAUGUCAAUGGAUCAAAGUCAUGGCGACAGGACCAGUUGUUACUAUGACAACAUCGUGGCUCUGAAGGUUCCCCUAGCCCCUCCUGAGUCCGAGUCCGAGUCUGAGUCCGACCUAUCGGACCAGGACCAGGAGGUGGAGCUAUCGUCUGAGUGCAGCACUGUAGAGAGAAACCCUGUGGUGGAGGAGGAAGAGGAGGAGGAGCCUGACACCCCCGAUGACUGCUGCUCCGAAAACUGCUACAGGUGCUGUCCGAGCCUGGACAUAGAUACGGGCCUGGGCCGGGGUCUGAUCUGGACCAACAUCAGAAAAACCUGUUUCUCCAUCGUCGAGCACAAUUACUUUGAAACUUUCAUCAUCUUCAUGAUCCUGCUGAGCAGCGGCGCCCUGGCCUUUGAAGAUGUUUAUCUGGAGCAGCGGCGUGUGGUGAAGAUAGUCCUGGAGUACGCAGACCAGGUCUUCACAUAUGUCUUUGUGGUGGAGAUGAUUCUCAAGUGGGUGGCCUACGGUUUCAAGACAUACUUCACCAAUGCCUGGUGCUGGCUGGACUUCCUCAUUGUAGACGUGUCACUGGUGUCUCUCACGGCAAAUAUCUUGGGAUACUCUGAGCUGGGGGCCAUCAAGUCCCUGCGGACGCUGAGAGCACUGAGGCCACUGCGUGCUCUGUCGCGGUUUGAGGGCAUGAGAGUGGUGGUAAAUGCCUUGGUUGGAGCUAUCCCAUCCAUCUUCAACGUCCUCUUGGUGUGUCUCAUCUUCUGGCUCAUCUUCAGUAUCAUGGGCGUCAAUCUUUUUGCUGGAAAGUUUUAUUAUUGUUUGAACGAGACGUCGGGGGAGGUGUUUCUGCCCGAGGAGGUGGAGAACAGAUCUCAGUGUGAAGACCUGAUGGUGCAGAACCCAGGACAAGUCCGAUGGAAAAACGUCAAAGUCAACUAUGACAACGUGGGCAUGGGCUACCUCUCUCUGCUCCAAGUGGCCACGUUCAAAGGCUGGAUGGACAUCAUGUACGCUGCUGUGGACUCCCGCGAGGUCGAGUCCCAGCCACAGUACGAGGCCAGUCUCUACAUGUAUCUGUACUUUGUCAUCUUCAUCAUCUUCGGAUCCUUCUUCACGUUAAACCUCUUCAUUGGAGUCAUCAUUGACAACUUUAACCAACAGAAGGCAAAGAUAAGAGGGACCGACAUCUUCAUGACUGAAGAGCAGAAGAAAUAUUACAACGCCAUGAAGAAACUAGGCUCCAAGAAACCACAGAAACCAGUGCCCAGACCAGAGAAUCGGUUCCAGGGCCUUGUGUUUGACUUGGUGACGCAGCAGGUGUUUGACGUGACCAUCAUGGUUCUGAUCUGCCUGAACAUGGUGACUAUGAUGGUGGAGACAGACGAGCAAAGUGCAGAGAAGGAGGAAAUCUUGUACUGGGUGAAUCUGGUCUUCAUCGUCCUCUUCACUGGAGAAUGCUCUCUGAAGAUCAUCGCUCUGAGGCACCAUUACUUCUCUGUGGGCUGGAACAUCUUUGACUUUGUGGUUGUCAUCCUUUCCAUUGUAGGGCUGUUAUUGGCUGACAUUAUAGAGAAGUAUUUUGUGUCCCCGACCCUGUUCAGAGUGAUCCGAUUGGCUCGUAUCGGCCGAAUUCUCCGCUUGAUCCGUGGCGCCAAAGGGAUCCGCACACUGCUCUUUGCCCUAAUGAUGUCUCUUCCUGCGCUCUUCAACAUUGGACUCCUCCUCUUCCUCAUUAUGUUCAUCUUCUCCAUCUUUGGCAUGAGUAACUUUGCCUAUGUCAAGAAGGAGGCGAUGAUUGAUGACAUGUUUAACUUUGAGGACUUUGGGAACAGCAUGAUCUGCCUGUUUAUGAUCACCACGUCAGCAGGUUGGGAUGGUCUACUCAGCCCCAUCAUGAACACGCCUCCAGACUGUGACCCCAACCUCGAGAACCCGGGCUCCGAGGUCCGGGGGAACUGUGGCAGUCCUGGGGUGGGCAUGAUCUUUUUCACCUCUUACAUCAUUAUGUCGUUCCUGGUGGUGGUGAACAUGUAUAUCGCUAUCAUCCUGGAGAACUUCAAUGUGGCAACGGAGGAGAGCACAGACCCCCUAAGCGAGGAAGAUUUUGAUCUUUUCUAUGAGACCUGGGAGAAGUAUGACCCCAACGCAACUCAGUUCAUUCACUACAGUGAGCUGUCAGAGUUCUGUGAUGUCCUGCAAGACCCUCUGAGAAUCCCCAAACCCAACACACUCCGUCUGAUCCAAAUGGACCUACCACUGGUCCCCGGAGACAAGAUCCACUGCCUAGACAUCCUGCUGGCCCUUACUGCACAGGUUCUGGGAGACUCGGGGGGGAUGGAUGCUCUUAAAUCCAGUAUGGAGGAGAAGUUCAUGGCGAACAACCCUUCAAAGGUGCCUUAUGAGCCCAUCAGCUCCACACUGAAGAGAAGACAGGAAGAGAUGGCUGCCAUAGUGAUCCAACGCUGCUACAGAAGACACCUGCUUCAGACAACAGUUCGGCUGGCUUCCCAGAAGUACCGAAUCCUAAAACAGGGAGCUGAACCAGGUCCAUAUCAGAGUCCAAACCAGGGCCAGAGCAAAACCCGGAGUGGUCUCAAAGAACGCUUGGACAAACUUUAUGGACCAGACACUGGAGAUAAAGCUGUGGAACUACACAAAGAGGUCCAACUCCAAACGACUCCACCCCUCCCCACGUCCAAAGACCAGGGCUGUAGUUUAGACAUAGAGGAGGAGCUAAAGGAGGAAGAGCUAAGGGAGUCUGUGGUCUGACUGUAAAACUGGAGCAGGCUCUGGAUCAUCCUAAACACCUAAAUGAUGGUUUCACUUUGUGAUGUCACAGAAGGAGCCUAGGGGUUCAUUAGACUUUUCAUUGGAGACUUUGGAAGCUUUAAUAUGCUCAACUCAACUUUAUUGCGAGAGC
Periophthalmus magnuspinnatus is the source of this 5546-nucleotide messenger RNA. It is a transcript of the gene scn4ab, whose product is annotated as sodium channel, voltage-gated, type IV, alpha, b. Gene Ontology annotation, molecular function: calcium ion binding; voltage-gated sodium channel activity. Gene Ontology annotation, biological process: membrane depolarization during action potential; neuronal action potential; sodium ion transmembrane transport. NCBI's taxonomy places the organism in Eukaryota, Metazoa, Chordata, Actinopteri, Gobiiformes, Gobiidae. The transcript is spliced from 32 exons. Bases 194 to 5395 code for a protein of 1733 amino acids. The record is from RefSeq and is a predicted model, not a curated record. Gene Ontology annotation, cellular component: axon; voltage-gated sodium channel complex; plasma membrane.